Dama dama (fallow deer) is the source of this 1928-nucleotide messenger RNA. Its product is annotated as NADH dehydrogenase [ubiquinone] 1 alpha subcomplex subunit 3-like. The record is from RefSeq and is a predicted model, not a curated record. Lineage: Eukaryota; Metazoa; Chordata; Mammalia; Artiodactyla; Cervidae. The transcript has a single exon. The coding region runs from base 1683 to 1928 and encodes 81 amino acids. Gene Ontology annotation, cellular component: mitochondrial inner membrane.
AAAGAGUAAGUUUAAGUGGAUUCAUCAGUAAAUUAAAAAAUCUUCUUCUAGAAGAAGCUUCUCUUCCAGUUGUAAUAUAGGGAAAAAACGAUUUAUUCUACAUCUCCAUAAUCCACUUUUUUAGCAGCUUCCACCCAUAAGUGGCAAGCAGUAAUGACAAGAAUGGUUUAUUAAGCAAAUGAUAACAAAGAUGUAUGAAGGUAUAUCAUGUUCAGACAGUGUGAAAUAACAAUUACUUUUAACCAACAUCUGAGAUCUUUCUGUGUAACUCAAUAUAAAAUGCAAGUUCUUUUAGCUACAUUUUCACUGACACAACUGAAAUUAUAUAACUUAAAUCUACUGAGGGUUUUGAUUUUUGAGAAAAAAUAUGAUGAAUUCAAAGCCACAAAACAUGAAGGGGUGAGGGAAUAGGAAUCUGAAACAGAUGGCAUCUCUUUUAAUUUUUUUUUCCCUGAGUCCAUCUUGAACACAAUCUCAAUAAUGUCAAAAUCCAAUAUAGCUCUCCAAAUAAUUAACCUACAAAACAUAAAAUGCUAAUUCUGAAGUAAAUUCAUUCUUUUUUUUCUUCCCAGCUUCUAUAUUGGGCAGAAAUGAGUAGAGACAAGUUAGAUGUUAAAUAGAGAAAAACUAUCAUUCCACAAAUUCUAAAGUUCUUUCAUGAAAACCUACUUUCAGUUUUCUGAAGCCACUGAAGCAGUUUCUAUCAAGACUGGUGAGAAUAAAGUCUGUCUAUGAUAUCAGCUUUUUUUUCUGGAUACGAUGAUUAUUUAUCUUUACUAGAGACCAAAUCAUAGCUCCAAAAAGAAAUAAGCUCUAAAAUAGAAACAAGCUCUGGAAGAAUACUCAUUUGAUUUGAGUAAAGCAUUGCCUGGCAUUUCUGAAACAUUUCCACAGUAAUUCACUUCUGGUUUGGCAAUACCAAUAAAGUUAACUGUACUUUGUUCAUUAUAUAUGCUAGUAUGCUAUAUAAACCUUCCCAAUCUUUCCUAAGGCUUUCUGAGAUCAUCCAAGAGACAGACGUUAAAGGAAGGUUUAGUCAUUUUUAGAUUUCCUGACAAGCAAAUUCCAUAACUGACAACUGCAAAGAUUCGUGGAAUGGCCACAUACGUUGUUUAAGUGGAAAAGGUCAUUGAGAAAAGUAUCAUAUGUAACAGUCUCUAUUACUGCCCACAUUUCUGAUAUAUCUUUUAACAGCUAGUAUCCUAUGUCUUACACCAAAAUAAAUUACUUAAGUUUUAUGAGAAGAUAGAGGAAAAAAUGAGAGCUUCUCAUGGCUUUACCAAAGCAAUAUAAUAUGGUCUCAACUUUAAGAUUCAAAAGAUGUUGAAAAAUAAUGAUCCAGGAAAACCGUUAAAUGCUUACAUAUAAAGACUUUACAAUCUCAGAAAAGCCAUUUGAAAGUUGAAUAACCUUAUAAAAAGUCUACGACUAUAGUAAAAACAUAAUUUCAAUUCUUUAAAAAAUAGUAUAAGUAUAUCAUCAAUAAUUUAAAAUAUAUCCAUCCAGUUAUCAAUUUGACCAAUAUCUAUUAGGUGCCUAUUAUGUAGCUGCAGUGAUGGAUAAAAUUUAAAACAGUAUUUCUACCUCAAUGAGUAUGCAACAUAGCUGGACAGUUUUAUUUAAAAAAAAAAAGUUCAACUUUGUUUAAGAAAAACACAAAGGCUGUCACCGCCGCGACCAAGAUGGCUGAGAGAGUCGCAGCCUUCCUCAAGAAUGUCUGGGCCAAGGAACUGGUGCUAGUGGCAUCCUUCGCCAUUGUGGGCCUCGCUGUAAUCCUGCCCACACUCAGCCCCUACACCAAGUACCCGCUCAUGAUCAACCGGGCCACACCCUGCAACUACCCAGUGCCCCUCCAAGACGACGGGAACAUGCCCGACGUGCCCAGCCACCCCCAGGACCCCCAGGGACCGAGCCUGAAGAGACUGUGA